Messenger RNA from Porites evermanni, 864 nucleotides. Lineage: Eukaryota; Metazoa; Cnidaria; Anthozoa; Scleractinia; Poritidae. The record is from the annotation of a GenBank genome assembly.
GGAUCUAUUUCUGGCCUUAUAAGGUGGUCAACACCACGUGAUGAUGGUGACGCAGUAGUGAGCGGUUACCAAGUAUUUGUAGAUGGUAAACUUCACGGAGAGCCACUACCACGAUCUGCUUUAGAAACCCACGUUAGGGUGAGAACUCUAUCUGCAUUCUGUGGCUUGUCUGACAAUAGAGACCUUUAGAUUCGAGGACAAGAGCAACAACGAGAGCGAAAUUUAACUCGACUUAAGCCCUCUCCUGGUCGCAGAAUGAUAAAACUUCUAACAUUUCCAUAUGCGACUACCUCUCGUAACGGACCACCUCCCAUAAGCGACCACCAAUCCAAAACACGAAAACUUUCCGCGUCAAAGCCUUACAGUUGGAACUUCUAGUAAACGACCACCUUCUGUAAGCGACCAUCACCACUUUUUGGGCCUGACGGUUAAUGAUUUUCCAUUGUUUUUAACCUCUAGUAAGCGACCUUUUGAUGCAUUCUCUAAUCUCUAUGUUCGCUGUGUACGCUUUGCUACUUAUAAUAUACGAAGAACUUUAGUGACAACAUGGAGCUACAAAUGUCGUAACUUAGACAUUGCAUGCAAUAAAUUAUCUUCCUUAAAGUAGAUGUGCCUGGACCUCUCCUCGGAAGAAGCGGCCCUGUGGUUCGAUUCUUCUAAACGACCACCUCCCGUAAGCGACCACUCAGCCUUUGCAUUUUGGGUAGUCGCUUACGGGAGGUUCGACUGUAAUUCCAAACUGACCGCCUCGUUGUUCUCCUGCAGCUUCCGGUAACGUGUCGUGUUAUUGCUGUCCAAACACUCACUGAUCAUCCAGUUGGACCGAGUCCUCUCUCUAAUUCUGUUCAACUUUCUGGUCAUGAA